AUGGCUACACAACACCAAUCUGGGGCACCUCUCGAGGACCAUCUGCGCAACCUGAUACUGAACAAUACAGAGGCUGUCUCCUCAUCAAAUCAGGUCCAUCCGGGCUCGCUGAAUACCAUGCAAGAGUCUGAUGGCCAAACUACCCCGUCGGCGCCAAAUAAGGGCAGAAAGCGCCCCAAUCAAGCACAGCGUCGCCAGAUGAGCUCUCGCAUGACCAUAGAUAUCGACCCCAGAGCAACAACGUCCCAGUCUGCGAAACCUUACCCCAAUCAACCAGGGUUUCAGAGAGGGCGCGAUUCGAGCUUCCAUCAAAGCCGUCCCAGUCAAAAUCAGGCUGGCUUUCACAAUGCUCAAGGCCAUGUGCCUUCUGGGUCCCGUGCAGCUUUCCAGUCCAAUCAUCAUCCACAGCAGAAUCGCAGUUUUAAUGCUGCUGCUACGUCCUCCACGUCACCAGCUCAUGUUCAACAGAACUGGAGAUCGCAACCUCAGCAACAGGACGGAUCUCACAGCCGGGGAGUAAACGUUAUGCAGGCAGACAGCUUUGGUGGAAGACCUCCACGAAACGCGCACGGAACGCUUUACAAUCCGGAUGGACAUCGACAGUAUCAAGUCAGACCUGAGGAGCUAGCUGCACAGUCUGGACUUCUAGAGCAUCUUUGCAUGGCAGUACUUCACGGUGCUGAAAUUGACCACGACGAAAUACUCGAAAAGGACAGAUUUCGGGGCCAUGUCGAGCUCAUUUGUCGCGCCGUCGUGUCCGAUUUUGAGGUCAACAUCAACCAGAUGCCAGAUUUCCAACCGUACAGCGUACGACUGGCGUGUUUUGGAAGCUUGGCUUCUGGAUUUGCCACCAAAGCUGCCGAUAUGGAUCUGGGCCUUGUAUCUCCGAAUUCCAAGAUCCCCCCGGAUUCUCCCGAUUCCCCUAUACCAAGGCUUAUAGAAAGAGCCUUGCUUGAUGCUGGUUUUGGUGCACGGCUUCUAACCCGGACCAGAGUUCCAAUCAUCAAAUUGUGCGAAAAGCCUGGCCAGCAACUUCACUCUGCUCUUCUUGAAGAGCGCAGAAAAUGGGAACAGGGCUUGACGGAUGAUGAUGCCAAUGCUGCCGAAGAAAACACGGUCGAUGCUCCAUCUGACGAACAGACAUUCAAGCAGCAGUCAGAAACCAUACCACAAGACACAGCCAUCCCCGCUACAGGAGUACAAGCUGAGAACGAUGCCGUGCCGAAAAAGGACAAAGAUGCUUCACGUCAACACUUGUUAUCUUCGCUGAAGCAGUCUCACAAUCAGACUUUACUCGCGUAUCACAACCAGGCCAAGAAGAUUCUGCGACAACUUGGUGGCCAUGACAUAACACAUUCAAAUAUCAGCGUCUUUACUGCCAAAGAAUUUCAUCUUUUGGACCAGGUUAGCAGUUCCUUUGUCGAGGGCUUGAAUGAUACUGCUCUGCGGAACCGUUUGAUGCUACAUCCAUCUUUUGCCAGCAAAGGCGACUUGUCAAACUGGAGGACAUUACACGGAGUCUGUAAUAUGGCCGAAGGCGAGAAACUGGUCAUGCUUUGGGAGAACAGAGUCAUACACGAGAGUGACCCACGCUCUGAACAAUCACAUGCAAGAACAGUGCAUUGGUGGUCCGAGUUUCAUAGAACACGGUACUUUGGCCUGGACCCGCUUACCUUUAACAAGGAGAUGUUCCUGGUUCUGGAGAAGUUGCGAAAGAUCCCGUCUGUCCAGUUGAUGCAAUUGCAACAGGAACCCUAUGAGUCGGCUGCAGAUUAUUUUGGCCGUGCUAGCAAGGUCAUGGCCCAGCUGAGAAUUGCUCCUCAUUCGUCUUCAGAAUUGACUUCACCAAUUAUUGGAUACUACGUUUCUGGAAUCGAUGAUCAGGAGAUAAGGGAGAAAUGCGAAGUCUUUGUCCGUAACACAGGCACGAAGGACCUGAAAGAUGUGGCUCGGAGACAUGGAAGCCUACAUCUCGCCAAUGAUUACGCAAGGGCAGUUGAGAAGGGCGGUCUUUACAGUGAGGAUGAUGUCCCCUUGAUCAAGGAGUACAUUCAAUUUCUUCGCAGCGAUCUGGUUCAGACCCCUGCAGUUGAUGGUCAUGAAUACCGCCUCCCAGUCGACGACUCGCUGAGGCAAGUCUACCGCAGAAUAUUGGAAUUGCCGAGCCCUGGUCAGCUUGCACCGAAUCAGCCUAAGGAUCGCUACCAUGACCGACUCGAGUUUCCGCAGUCAGGAAUUGGUGUUCAGUGUGACAUCAACUUUUCCGCCGACCUUGCCCUCCAGAACAGUCACUUGCUUCGAUGCUAUGCAGCUACUGACCCGCGUGUCAGGCCCAUGGUGCUCUUCGUCAAGCAUUGGGCCAAAGCCAGAGACAUCAACACCCCAUACCGAGGCACUCUCAGCAGUUAUGGCUAUGUAUUAAUGGUGAUACAUUAUCUGGUCAACGUCAUUCAGCCGUUUGUGUGUCCCAAUUUGCAAAUCCUCGCUCCGGAGGACCCUCAACUACCACCUGGGGAACUUGAAGGUAUUACGACCUGCAAAGGACGCAAUGUACGUUUCUGGCGCAACGAGAAUGAGAUCCAGCGCCUUUCGCAAGAAGGCGUUCUCAAUGCCAAUAGAGAUUCUAUCGGUUACUUAAUGAGGGGAUUCUUUGAAUAUUAUGCGCAAAACAAUAUGAUGAGUACGAUACAAAAGCGAGGCUUCGAUUGGGGCCGAGAUGUCAUUAGUCUCAGAACGCCUGGAGGCCUUCUCAGCAAACAAGAGAAAAACUGGGUACAGGCAAAGACUGUGAUGCAAACACAAAUGGGUGCUCCACCCACCCCGACUGCGCCAGACACGGGAGUCCCUUUGAAGCCGGCUGAUGCAUCUAUGGCGCGAUCGGCUGCAGAAGGCGGUCAGAAUGACGAACAAAAGAGUUUACCAGAUGGCCAGGUCAGAUCCGAUAUUGCAGCCAAACCCCAAGAGGUGAAGGAGGUUCGGCACCGUUACCUGUUCGCCAUCGAGGACCCAUUUGAGCAUGAUCACAAUGUAGCCCGCACAGUAACUCACCACGGGAUUGUCUCUAUCAGAGAUGAGUUUCGCCGAGCCUGGCGAAUCAUCAGGGCUUCGGGAAAGACGGCGGUGCAGGAGGACCUGCUCGAAAACGUCAAGAUGCAUGCGCAAAACGUCGAGAAGAAGCAGUUUACUGAUCUCUUGUCCGAGAUUCAUGGAGGAACGACCACUCCCUAG
Pestalotiopsis fici W106-1 is the source of this 3228-nucleotide messenger RNA. RefSeq lists its product as uncharacterized. Gene Ontology annotation, molecular function: RNA uridylyltransferase activity. The transcript has a single exon. Lineage: Eukaryota; Fungi; Ascomycota; Sordariomycetes; Amphisphaeriales; Sporocadaceae. Bases 1 to 3228 code for a protein of 1075 amino acids. The record is from RefSeq and is a predicted model, not a curated record. Gene Ontology annotation, biological process: RNA 3'-end processing.